Molecule: messenger RNA, 2319 nt
Organism: Didymosphaeria variabile
Lineage: Eukaryota; Fungi; Ascomycota; Dothideomycetes; Pleosporales; Didymosphaeriaceae
Gene: SEC15
Product: Rab GTPase-binding exocyst subunit S15
Exons: 4
Coding region: 1-2319 (772 amino acids)
Biological process (GO): exocytosis; Golgi to plasma membrane transport; intracellular protein transport
Cellular component (GO): exocyst; membrane
Source: RefSeq, a predicted model, not a curated record
AUGCCUUCCGCAGUGGAUCAGAGGGACGACCUAUGGCUGGCUAUCAAGCAGAUAUCUCAGUCAAGCUCAGACUCUGACUACAUCGAGCAACUUGUUCCGAUUAUGAAAGAUGCAAGACACACUAACCAGCUUCUGCAAGCCUUUGACCAAUACUCGAACGAUAGAGAAUCCGAGAUCGAGCGAAUUUGUAGUGCAAAUCACCAGGAGUUCAUUGGCUCUGUUGACUCGCUUCUGAAGGUUCGAUCCGGCACUGUGGACAUCACCGAUGAGAUUCUCGAGCUCCAGGCAUCUAUCCAGGAGAGUGCCGACAAGCUACAUGCCCAGAAGCAAGCUCUAAAGGAGUCGCGUAACGUGCGACAAAACAUCAACGAGGCGAACGCGGCGCUCAACGAUUGUUUAGAGGUCCUGCGGCUUGCUAACCAAGUCUACGAGCUUUUGAAAGAAAAGAAUUACUAUGCUGCAUUGCGUGCGUUGGACGAAUUGCAAACCAUCCAUUUGAAAGGCAUCAGUCGCUACAGUCUCGCCGGUCUGAUUGACAAGAGCGUGCCUGUGGCGCGAGAGCAGAUACGUGAAGCUGUCAAGGCUGACCUGAGCACCUGGCUGUAUCGCGUUCGCGAAUCAUCACAGUUCUUGGGCGAAGUGUCAUUCUACUACACUGAUGUACGACGCACGCGGAACCAAGAACGAUCUGAGGCAGACUCACGGUUCUCCAAGUUUAAAUUGAACUCUGCAAUUGAACUCGUCGCUGACGAGACUGACGAAUUCGAUGUCCUCAAUAAUGAAGAAGCUGGGAAUGAGACCGACUUCACGCCCUUGUUCGAAGCUAUGCAUAUAUAUGAUACAUUAGGAAAACGAGAGCAGUUCAAAGCCGAGUAUGCCGAGGACAGAAAGCUGCAGAAAGACUUGAUCCUUCCACAGACGCUGAGCUUGCUUGAUGAGGAGUGCGGCGAGCUCAGUAGCUUGUUAGAGAGUAUCGCGGGCUUUGCGAUCAUCGAAAAGGCUACCGCAGCCAAGACAAUCAACCUACGAUCACAGGCCGAUAUCGACGAGCUCUGGGAUGCAAUGUGUGCUAGAGCUAUUGAGCUGAUCACGAAAGCGUUACCACAAGUCAGCAACGACGAGCUUCUUCUGAGAAUCAAAGGCCGCGUUGCCCUGUUCAUGUUAACCAUGGAGAAAUGGGGCUACUCCGUUUCGACCAUGAAUGACCUCCUACUCACGCUCUUCUCCAAAUAUUCAGAACUUCUCAAGAGCCGCUUCAGUGAAGACUUUACUGAAAUUGUCACGACGGAUGAUUACAUGCCGAUGACGCUCAACAGCAUCGAAGAGUACGACAAGGUUGUGACUGUCAGCUGGUACACUCCAGAAAAGGAGCGCGAGGAACUCACCUUCCCCUGCGUCCUGCCUUUCUCUCAGAUGUAUCCCCUCUGCUGCAUCGAUGUUAGGAACUUCCUCAACCAGAUCUACCUCUUCUCAGAUGACUACUUCCAAAAGUCUUCCAUCAUCGACGAAACGCUUCGGACCUCUCUCGAUGACCUUCUCUGCAACGAGGUUUGCCAGUCCCUUGUUGACCGUCUUGCGUCUCAAUACCCCGGCCAGAUUGUCCAAAUCCUCACCAACGUGGAGCACUUUGAAACAGCGUGCCACGAGCUCGAAGCGCUCCUCUUUGAAGCGCGAUCAUCGCCCGCAGCUACCGGGCCCAUCACUUUACAAGCCACCGAAAAAUUCAAGACCGCGAAGAAGCAGGCGAGUGAUCGUAUCUUCGAGGUCGUGAACAGUAAGAUUGACCAGUUGGUUGAGACAGCGGAGUACGAAUGGAUGGCUACCAAGCCGGCGAGUGAGCCAAGUGACUACAUGAAGGAGAUGACGAGGUGGCUCAGCGACAUCUCAAACUCCGUCCUCCUCGCUCUCCCAGAAGAAGUCAAAGGUUUCGUUUACUUUGACGCGCUCUCCCACGCCAAAGAUGCUAUACUCGCGCUCCCUUUGGAUGAGACCGUCAAACGCAUCACGCCCGCGGCUGUCAGCGCUCUCGCCAUGGACACGCGGUACCUCGCUAACUUUGUGGAGGGCCUCGGCGACCCACUGUUACUAGAUAACUUAGAUGAGCUGACGCAGACGGUGCAGCUCAUGGGCGCGGAAGAUCACAUGGAGUACUUCGACGUUGCGCAGAGAAACAAGAAGUACGGGAAGGUGGAUGCGAUGAAGGGACAGAUGUUGAUUGCCAAGGUGCAGGAGGGAGCAACGAUUGCGAGUCAGAGCCCGACGAAGCCGCCGGAAAGGGAGCGGUUUGGGACGCUGGGAAGUCGAUUCAGGUUUGGUUAG